Molecule: messenger RNA, 1281 nt
Organism: Musca domestica (house fly)
Lineage: Eukaryota; Metazoa; Arthropoda; Insecta; Diptera; Muscidae
Exons: 5
Coding region: 127-1281 (384 amino acids)
Biological process (GO): phospholipid metabolic process; arachidonate secretion
Molecular function (GO): structural molecule activity; A2-type glycerophospholipase activity
Source: RefSeq, a predicted model, not a curated record
CCGAGUAUAACCUCUUCAUAUAACGUAGACAUACACCAAGAUGUCAUUAUUCUGCAGUCUGGAAUAUCGCUAAAUUUCGAACAAUUAAAUUUCCCAUUGGGUCUUAAAUAUAUACAAAAAUUUGAAAUGAACAACCCAGAGAUCAGCGUAAAUGUUUUCGGUUAUGAAAACAAGUCGGUCGUUGGUCCAUAUUACUUAACAAAGGAGACGAAAAGCAAUCACAUUAAUUUAAUAUUGCUGCACAAUGAAGAAAAUUUUCAUUACAUUUUGGUUAUGGAUAUGUCUUGUCUUAUGCGGUCUCAAUUCACAAGUCAUAAGGAGAAAGGUUAUUUUUGUUUUGGAUGCCUGCAAUGUUUCCACGAUGAAAAUAAAUGUAUGACUCACAAAAAGCAGUGUGGAAAAGUAGUCUGUGCCCUGCCGAACAAAAAAGAAGCCGUACUGAAGUUCGUCAAUCACAAGAAAAAGGAUAAGGUGCCUUUCGUUAUUUAUGCUGACUCCGAAAGUGUACUGGAAGACGUGCAGGAAGAUGAGAACAAUGGGGCGAGUAAAAAAACGGAAAAGGUAAAGAAGCAUAUUCCAUGUGCUUUUAGUUAUUUUAUUAAAUGUAGUUUUAAUGAAAAUUUAAAUAAGUUAUUUAUAUAUAGUGGACCCGACGCAGCAAAUGUUUUUCUGAAAGAACUAAUUCAGGAUUGUAAAUUUUUGUAUGAUAGUUACCUAACCAAAACGAAACCUAUGAAUACUCUAACACCCGAAGAAGAGACAGCUUUUCUUAGGGAUAUAAAUUGUCGUAUAUGUGGCGAUAUUUUAGGAGAAGAAGAAGAUUCGAGUGAGGAAGAUGAUGAGGAAUUCCAGCAAGAAGAGGAAAGUGAGGGCAAAAAAGAGAAGAAAAAGAAAAUGAAUAGAUUAGAGCAUCGUUUCUUAGAUAGUUUUCGAUUUAUGCCUACUAGUUUGGAUAAAUUACGUCCCGCUAAAAAGUAUAAAAUGAUUGUUUACAACACGAAGCGAUUUAUUAGAAAGAAACACGUUCAAGGAGGAGGACUGGUAAAUAAGUUGAUUAACUCUUUACCCGUUGAACUUCAUUUACCAGGAUAUCAAUUUUGUGGACCUGGAACAAAGCUAGAAAAACGUAUUCAAAGAGGAGAUCAAGGUAUUAAUCCAUUAGAUGCAGCGUGUAGAGCACACGAUAUUGCCUAUUCACAAAAUAAAGAUAUUGAACAACGUCACAUUGCUGAUCGUGAACUAACUGAACGGGCUUGGGAGCGAGAGCAUUGGGAGCCUUAG